This is a messenger RNA of Clonostachys byssicola, 3069 nucleotides long. The record is from the annotation of a GenBank genome assembly. Lineage: Eukaryota; Fungi; Ascomycota; Sordariomycetes; Hypocreales; Bionectriaceae.
AUGAGCCACCUUUUCCACCGCAAGAAGAACGGCGGCUCCUCCUCAUCGGCUACGCAAGAUGUCGAGGCCGGUGCGGCGGAUGCGCCGGUCCCCGGUGCCCAGAUUGGCCACGAGGACACCGGUGAGAAGCUGAGCGAGUACAGCGCCCUGGAUCGCUACAUCUCCAACUACCGCGACGACCGCAGCCGCGCAGACGAAGAAGAAGACGAAAGCCAAAAGAAACGGCCGAAAUGGUGGCAGUUUUGGAAGUCGUCGAGCAAGCCGGCCCAAUACAACGAGCCCACCCCGCCAAAGGUCCCAGAGGAAUGGCUUGAUGAAGAUAUCCAGACCGGCAUCUCCUCGUCAAUGGUCGCGGAGCGGAGAAAGUUGACUGGUUGGAACGAGCUGACGGCUGAGAAGGAGAAUAUCUUUGUCAAGGUUUUGAGCUACUUUAGGGGCCCGAUCUUAUAUGUCAUGGAGAUUGCUGCGCUACUGGCACUCGGCUUGAGCGACUGGAUUGAUUUCGGUGUCAUCGUGGGAAUCCUGCUGCUCAACGCCUUUGUCGGCUUCUACCAGGAGAAGCAGGCGGCGGAUGUCGUCGCGAGUCUCAAAGGCGAUAUUGCGAUGCGCUGCCAGGUCAUACGAGAUGGUCGGAUGCAAGAGAUUCUCGCGCGGGAACUAGUCCCAGGAGAUGUCUUCCUCGUCCAAGAAGGCGACACUGUAGCAGCUGAUGCGCGCCUCAUCUGCGACUAUAACAAGCCCGAGGAUCAGGAAAUAUACAGACGUCUGCGGGCAGAGGAUAAGCUCGGCCAUGAAGAUGAAGAGUCGGAGAAAGACGACGAAGGUGAUCAACAGCGCCGAGGGUCAACUUACGAUCAGCAACGCCGCGGAUCAGUCUACGACUACCGGAUGCACUCCAUCGUCGCCGUUGAUCAGUCCGCCAUCACUGGCGAGUCUCUGGCAGUCGACAAGUAUCUGGGCGAGCUCGUCUACUACACCACAGGAUGCAAGCGUGGUAGAGCCUACGCCGUCGUGGUCGCAACAGCCAAGGACUCGUUUGUCGGUCGCACUGCGGAUCUUGUUCAAGGUGCAAAAGACCAGGGCCACUUCAAGGCUGUCAUGGACAACAUCGGAACAUCUUUGCUGGUCUUAGUCUUGUUUUGGAUCCUCGCGGCAUGGAUCGGAGGUUUCUUCCGCAACAUUGGUAUCACGGAACCAGGCUCGCAGAAUCUUCUCCAUUACGCUUUGAUCCUGCUCAUCAUCGGUGUGCCUGUCGGUCUACCUGUCGUGACCACUACCACCCUUGCCGUUGGAGCUGCGUAUCUCGCCAAGCAGCGGGCAAUUGUGCAGAAACUCACUGCCAUUGAAUCAUUGGCUGGCGUGGACAUUCUUUGCUCUGACAAGACUGGCACAUUGACUGCAAAUAAACUCAGCAUUCGCGAGCCGUAUGUGUCUCCAGGUCAGGAUGUCAACUGGAUGAUGGCUGUGGCUGCACUGGCAUCAUCUCACAAUCUCAAAUCCCUCGAUCCCAUAGACAAAGUCACGAUCCUCACUCUCAAACGGUACCCCCAAGCCCGUGAGAUCAUGCAGCAGGGCUGGAUCACUCAGAAGUUCACCCCCUUUGACCCCGUCUCCAAGAGGAUCACGACUGAGUGUCGGCUGGGAAAUGACACCUUUAUCUGCGCCAAGGGAGCCCCUAGAGCCAUCCUCAAAUUGUCCAAUUGCACCGAGCAGCAAGCAACCGAGUACAACAUGGAAGCCAAGGACUUUGCGCGGCGUGGCUUCCGAUCUCUGGGUGUCGCAUACAAGAAGAAUGACGGGGACUGGAUUCUUCUAGGUCUACUCUCCAUGUUUGACCCGCCACGAGAGGACACGGCACAGACGAUUCUUGAAGCAGCCCAGCUUGGGGUCCCGGUGAAGAUGCUAACUGGUGAUGCUAUUGCCAUUGCCAAGGAGACCUGUAAGAUGCUCUCCCUCGGCACCAAAGUGUACAACUCCGAGCGACUCAUCCACGGUGGACUUUCUGGAAGUGUUCAGCAUGAUUUUGUCGAACGCGCAGAUGGCUUCGCCGAAGUUUACCCCGAGCACAAGUACAAGGUCGUCGAGAUGCUGCAGCAACGAGGUCACCUAACAGCCAUGACAGGCGACGGCGUGAAUGACGCCCCAUCCCUCAAGAAGGCUGACUGCGGUAUUGCCGUCGAGGGCUCCUCAGAAGCCGCGCAGGCAGCUGCCGACAUUGUCUUCCUUGCGCCAGGUCUGAGCACCAUUGUCCUGGCCAUCAAGACAGCACGACAGAUUUUCCAGCGGAUGAAGGCCUAUGUCCAGUAUCGUAUUGCUCUCUGUCUCCAUCUUGAGAUCUAUCUCACUCUGUCGAUGAUCAUUAUCAACGAAACCGUGCGGGCAGACCUGAUCGUCUUCCUCGCGUUGUUCGCCGAUCUUGCUACCGUUGCCGUCGCCUAUGAUAACGCCCACUGGGAACCUCGCCCCGUGGAGUGGCAGCUGCCCAAGAUCUGGAUCAUGAGCAUCAUCCUCGGCAUCCUCCUGGCCGCGGGCACUUGGAUCAUCCGUGGAACCUUGUUCCUCACUAACGGCGGAAUCGUUCAAAACUUUGGCUCCGUCCAGGAGAUCCUCUUCCUCGAGAUUGCCCUCACAGAGAACUGGCUAAUCUUCGUCACCAGGGGCGCUAGGACAUGGCCCUCAUGGCAACUCGUCGGCGCCAUCUUCGGUGUCGACGUCAUCGCCACCCUCUUCUGUUUAUUCGGCUGGCUGUCCGGCCGUCCCGAGCCGACCUCUCCUCCCGACAGCUGGGUCCAGAGACAAGACGGCUGGACCGACAUUGUGACUGUUGUCAAGGUGUGGCUCUACUCCUUCGGCGUGACGGUCUUCAUCGCCAUCAUCUACUUUAUCCUAAACAAGCUUUCUUGGUUGGAUAACCUGGGACGUAAGAAUCGCAGCAAGAAGGAUACCAUGGUUGAAAAUGUCCUCGGCCAUUUGCAAAAGCUUGCAAUUGAACAUGAGCAUGAUAUCAAGACGGGCAAGAACAGAUUCAUUCUCAUGGAGAAGGCUAACGAUAGUGACGACGACAUCUGA